AAGACCCGCAGGUGUCCCGGAGUUACCUCUGGUUGUCACGUUCUGUAUAUUUUUUUUACUGAGUCUGACUACAUCUACAAAAACCCGAUAAAGAAAAAAAAAUCUUUUUUUCCCAAGUUAUCUGCGCGUGGCGGGCACGUUUUCUUCCUCUCUGAGGCGUUUCUUUUGAGAAAAACCAUCAAAACGGAGUGGAACGAGGAAAACGGACAGCGACCCUCCCUCACUUCUGCAAUCAUGAUGUCGAUGAACAGCAAGCAGCCUUUCAGUAUGCACCCCAUCCUGCACGAACCCAAAUACACUCCUCUGCACUCCAGCUCCGAGGCCAUCCGCAGAGCCUGCCUUCCCACACCGUCGCUCCAGGGCAACAUCUUCGCCGGCUUUGAUGAGACGCUGCUGCAGAGAGCCGAGGCUCUGGCCGCCGUGGACAUCGUGGCACAGAAAAGUCACCCGUUCAAGCCAGACGCCACCUACCACACCAUGACCACAAUGACCAGCAUGACCUGCACCCCGACCUCCUCCUCCGCACACCUGCACCACCCUUCGGUGCUCACCUCCCACCAUCACCCGGCGCACCACCAGCCGGCGCAGGGCCUGGAGGGCGACCUGCUGGACCACCUCACGCCCGGUAUUUCUCUCGGAGGAAUGCCCGGCUCAGACGUCUGUUCCACGGCCUCGCACACGGCUCACGCCCACAUGUCGGCCAUCAACCACAUGCAGCACCACCACCACCACCCGCAAUCCAUGAACAUGCACCCCCACGGGCUGGGAUCCCACGCUUCCCUGGGGACCGCCGGCGCAGACGCGGAGCCUGAUCCCCGGGAGUUGGAGUCUUUUGCGGAAAGGUUCAAACAAAGGCGGAUCAAACUUGGGGUGACUCAGGCGGACGUGGGGGCUGCCCUGGCCAACCUUAAGAUCCCCGGGGUCGGGUGUCUUAGCCAGAGCACCAUCUGCAGGUUCGAGUCCCUGACGCUGUCGCACAACAACAUGGUGGCCCUGAAGCCGAUCCUGGAGGCCUGGCUGGAGGAGGCCGAGCGGGCACAGAGGGAGAAGAUGACCAAGCCGGAGCUCUUUAACGGUGGGGACAAAAAAAGGAAACGCACUUCUAUCGCUGCACCUGAGAAGCGCUCUCUGGAGGCUUAUUUCGCCGUGCAGCCGAGGCCCUCAUCCGAGAAGAUCGCCGCGAUCGCCGAGAAACUGGACCUGAAAAAGAACGUGGUCCGGGUUUGGUUUUGCAAUCAGAGGCAAAAGCAGAAACGAAUGAAGUUUUCUGCGACACACUAAGGCCAGCGAAGCCGCGGGUCUCUGCCCCGUUUCCAAAAAGACAAACCAGAGACAAGCUGCUGCUGCUGCUGCACCACACUGUCAGAAAAAUACAAGGUACACCGUCGUGCCUUUACUACCUGGGCAGAUCCUGUCUGACAGCCACCCGGGCCCCAUAGGUGCGCGCUCAAUUAGUAAACAGUCAUCUCACAGAUCAUAUAGGUGCUCAUCAAAGUGUUACAGCAGACUACGGUCAUUGAAAAAAAAAA
Molecule: messenger RNA, 1529 nt
Organism: Neolamprologus brichardi
Lineage: Eukaryota; Metazoa; Chordata; Actinopteri; Cichliformes; Cichlidae
Gene: pou4f4
Product: POU class 4 homeobox 4
Biological process (GO): regulation of transcription by RNA polymerase II
Molecular function (GO): RNA polymerase II cis-regulatory region sequence-specific DNA binding; DNA-binding transcription factor activity, RNA polymerase II-specific
Source: RefSeq, a predicted model, not a curated record